AUGGACAUCUAUACACCUGACGACGUCAGCGACCUUCGUUUUACCCCAUUUUCUCCACCUUCCCUAUCCCUCUUCCAUUAUUUUCCUACCUACCUCCUUGUUAUCGGUCUCAUCACUUUCCUUUGGCGUUGCUUCAACUGGUGUCUCCGAGAUUACCAGGCCUUCAAAGAUCUGGGCCCUGGUGGUACCCCUUACAAUGUCUAUGGUUGGUUAUCUGUGACCUUCUUCCUCAAGCCCUUCACUCUUGCCGAGCGUGAUACUCUGUGGACAGGGGAUUAUCCAGACGGGGCUCACAAGGAAGUACAAGCCUUGCCUGUUCGGAGAGGACAGAGACCUGAUAUCCGGGGCAUCGCGCCACAAAGACAGUUCAGCCAAUGUCCUACUCGAGAGAUGAACAAGCAAGUUCUCUCUUUGUUCACUUCAGUUGUACACAACAAUCCCAACAUACUUCAGCAAAACUUGUCUAGUUUUGAGAAACAUCACCUUGCUUUAUUUGUCCAUCCAUCUGUUCUUGCCAACUCUAGCAAAGUCUCGGAUGUGGUGAUUGCCUCCAAAGGAGAAUUGGGUCACAUUCACGGGGAUACUUCACUUCACUUGUAUCUUUCUCCACAGGAUGCCAAAGUGGUGAUUGAAAAGGGAUGGGCUCAGCGACACCGCUUGGCAAGAACUCAGCCAUGGUGGCUUGGUCACAAGAAAUUCAUCUGCGGCAUUGGCGAUACCUUUCUUCUUAUUUAUGCUCCACGGGAUGAGAGCGAGCUCAAGGUUUUGAGUACACUGAUUGGAGCGAGUGCGAGAUUUAUGACAGGAUCAAAUGAUAUUGUACUGCCAUGA
Molecule: messenger RNA, 831 nt
Organism: Exophiala bonariae
Lineage: Eukaryota; Fungi; Ascomycota; Eurotiomycetes; Chaetothyriales; Herpotrichiellaceae
Exons: 2
Coding region: 1-831 (276 amino acids)
Source: RefSeq, a predicted model, not a curated record